Messenger RNA from Mercenaria mercenaria, 513 nucleotides. Its product is annotated as L-xylulose reductase-like. Lineage: Eukaryota; Metazoa; Mollusca; Bivalvia; Venerida; Veneridae. Gene Ontology annotation, molecular function: L-xylulose reductase (NADPH) activity; carbonyl reductase (NADPH) activity. The transcript has a single exon. The record is from RefSeq and is a predicted model, not a curated record. Bases 1 to 513 code for a protein of 170 amino acids. Gene Ontology annotation, biological process: glucose metabolic process; xylulose metabolic process.
AUGCCAUUUGAUCUCACGGGAAAAAAAGUUCUUGUCACUGGAGCUGGAAAGGGAAUAGAACGAGGUGUGGCAAUUACCCUGUGUGAAAGUGGAUGUAAAGUAUACGCCCUUAGCCGUACCAAGGGACCACUUGAUACGCUAGUGGAAGAACAUCCAAGCAUCGUACCAAUUGUGGCGGAUGUUUUAAACUGGGACGACACUCGUGAAAAGUUGGAGAAACCCGAGGCUUUGGAUGGCUUAGUUAACAAUGCAGGAAUCGCUGCUAUUGGGUAUUCCGCUGUAGAUUGGACAAAGGAAUCCAUUUGUAAAGUUUUAGACACAAACCUUCUAAGUGCAAUUAACUGCACGCAGGUAAUAACGAAAAACAUGAUUAAGAUGAAGAUUACAGGGUCUAUCGUUAAUGUGUCAAGCCUUUGUGGAAUAUCUUCUUUCCCGAAAACAUUACCAUAUGUUAUGUCAAAGGCGGGAAUGGAUAUGGCAACGAAGCAAUUUGCCCUCGAACUAGGACCAUAA